AUGGAGUCCCCAAAACCCUCGAGACCUCUUCUCUCCGUCUCCAGCUUCAUCCACCACCACUGCCUCCGUCUCGCUGCCGACCUCUCCAACCGCCUCGAAGACACCAAACGGUUCGCCGGUAACCUCCUCCCGCCGGCGACCCGGCGCCUGCUCUCCGCCUCGGGCACUCCGCCUCUGGCUUGGGUGGGCCAGCCGAACCACGCCUUGGCCGCCACCGCGACUCUCAGCUCUGACCACGUGGCGAAGAGCCUGGUCGGCACGGCGGUGUAUACUAUUAGCAAUUCGAACAAUGAGUUCGUGCUCAUCUCUGACCCCGAUCAAGCCAAGUCCAUUGGCCUCCUUUGCUUCCGCAAAGAAGACGCCGAAGCCUUCCUCGCUCAGGUUCGGACUCGGACAAGGGAGUUGAGAAGUCCGGCCAAGGUCGUCCCAAUCACUCUUGAUCAGGUGUACAUGCUGAAGGUUGAAGGAAUUGCAUUUAGGUUUUUGCCUGACCCGGUUCAAAUUAAGAAUGCACUGGAGCUCAAAGCUGCGGGCAAGAGUGCAUUUGAUGGAGUUCCUGUUUUUCAGUCCGACCUUCUGGUUGUGAAGAAGAAAAACAAGCGUUACUGCCCAAUAUAUUUCACUAAGGAAGAUAUAGAAAAGGAAUUGUCAAAGGUUUCCAGAUCAUCCCGAGGACCAGGGGUGUCUCAAAAUAUUAUGGUUGGAAGUUUGGAAGAUGUUUUGAGAAAAAUGGAGUCAAGUGAAAAGAAUUCCGGAUGGGAAGAUCUGAUUUUUAUUCCGCCUGGCAAAAGCUACUCCCAACACAUUCAAGAUGUGGUUAAAAAAUGAAACCUACCAAGCCCAACCUCUACUAACCAUACAAGAACUUAGUUUAGCAGUCGGGUCAUUGCAUGUUUUCCAGUUGCUCGUAAUAAAGCAGGUCAGCUAACUUUCUUGCUCCUCUUUCUUUUGCCGUGUCGUAAUGUGAAUCUUCAGAGAGAGGCUUGUAAUUGGUCAAUAAUAUGCAAAGGGAGGCUGUGAAUAAUUGAAUAUAGCAGAUUGAAACAAGCCGAAUACAUUUUGGCGGAGGUUAGUAAAUUGCCAGCUGAAGAAAUUGGUGCAUGGUAAAGUAGACAUUUGAUAUCAAUGUUCUCUAGAUCUUGUUCUAAAGUUUCUCGUCUCAUAGAGGAGGUUAAGAGUCUUCUCUCAUAGAGGGGGUUGAGAGUCUUCCAACCGUUUUAAUAUCAAUUUGCACUUCAACCGUGUAACUCAAUUAUUGAAAAUCUAGAAUGGAAUUAGAUUAUCAUC
Messenger RNA from Fragaria vesca subsp. vesca, 1287 nucleotides. Its product is annotated as protein TIC 22, chloroplastic-like. Gene Ontology annotation, cellular component: chloroplast. The record is from RefSeq and is a predicted model, not a curated record. Gene Ontology annotation, biological process: protein transport. NCBI's taxonomy places the organism in Eukaryota, Viridiplantae, Streptophyta, Magnoliopsida, Rosales, Rosaceae. The transcript is spliced from 8 exons. The coding region runs from base 1 to 828 and encodes 275 amino acids.